Molecule: messenger RNA, 10908 nt
Organism: Camarhynchus parvulus
Lineage: Eukaryota; Metazoa; Chordata; Aves; Passeriformes; Thraupidae
Gene: BICRAL
Product: BRD4 interacting chromatin remodeling complex associated protein like
Exons: 12
Coding region: 4662-7931 (1089 amino acids)
Biological process (GO): positive regulation of DNA-templated transcription
Cellular component (GO): SWI/SNF complex
Source: RefSeq, a predicted model, not a curated record
UCUUAAGAUUUUUUAAUUAUUUAAAUGUUUAAAUUUUUUUGUCUGUUGAAGGGUUUUAACCAACAUUUCUGUGAAAUACACUCAUUGCUUGGAAUAUACAAAAAAUUGUCUGGCUAUAAACUAUCUUUUUGAAAGACUUUCCUGGGGACCUGUUAGCAUUUUAGCUUUGAAUAAAACACCAGCUAUGAAACUUAAAUUGCUUACAGAGAUUUUGAAUGUAGAAUACAGUAUUUGUUCACAUAUUUCAGAAAUCUUACGUCAUUAAACUCACUGCUUCUUGAAGUGAUUAUUUUCAUUCACAGGGAUCUUGGGAUUAAGGUGGUGAAUUCUUUUUUUUUUAAUGGUAGCAUACUUUUAAAUAAUAAAAUUUCUCUCUUAUGCCUGAAUGUCUGGAAGAGUGUGUGUGAUUUUCUUCAUUAAUUUGUGAAAAUAGUGAAGAAAUGGCAGAAACAGGAUAAAAAUGAGCAGUUUAUAUUCCCUCAGGGCCUAGCACUUGCCAAAUGACUAUAUAUAAUCUGCACAGUGGCCUGCUUGCAUUAAAGCACAGUAUAUUCUCAUCUUGCAUUGAAAUCUUUGUUGGCUACUACUUAAAUAUUCCAAACCUGUUUUUUUUAAAUGUGUUUUUGUCUGUCUGAGUUUAAAAGUUUUUGGCUGAUGCUGCAAGUAGCACUUUGCAUUGGGUGUCGCUUGUUUACACUGCUGGAGGAAUGCAGAGCUCACCAUGUUGAUAGAGUAGCCUGGUUGUCCUUCCAUUGACACCCCUUGGCUUACUCACUGGUGUGAUACCUGGGUGUUAAGGUGUGUGCUUGUUUUGGGCGUACUGGGAGUGUUUGCUUUGUGUGUGAUACCUGGAUCCUGGGAUUGAAAAUGCUAAAUGUGUGGGCUCAGUUGAGGUCAGUGCUACAGGGAUGGUUGCACUGUAGCUAAGUAUUUACAUUACUUUAUGGAUGUGCAGCUUUCCUGCCCCAGCUCCUUCACAUGUCCUUUUCCAGUACAGUUUAUGUAUUUAUUUUAGUUCUACUGAGAGGAAAGCCCCAAAGUUGUGCUAGUAUAAGCUGCAUAUCCACUUUCCUCCAAGGUCCCUUUCUGUAUUGAUGGAGUUUUCCAGCAGAGGAAAGCCCAUGGCUAGAGCUGAAGAGCUCUAGGAUGCCUGGGUGUGCUGCCUGCUGCCUUUGCAGAGUUUUGCUGGUAUACUUCCACAUGGUUUCCAGAGAAGUUGUAUCUGUUUAACUGCAGUUGGGUUUCACACCGAGGCUCUAAUGGUCAAUGAUCGUGCCUCUUCAUGCUGCAUUAGGCUUGUGGUAAAUCUAAUGGCUGCUGCUUUUUAGGGUAGAUGUAGCAGCCAGUGUGAAAGUGUGUCAUUGCUGUCUAAGUAGUGGCUGCAGAGCAGGCAUAAGAGCUUCUUUGAUAAUGUAGUCACUGUUCAGAGAGUUGGCAGAAUUCCUUACAGCGGUUCUCCUGGAAUAAGCUGCAUCUGUACUUGAAAGGUUUUUUAUUGCCAUAUAGACAUGGGGAUUGUCUACAAAAACAAGUGUGUUUUCCUUUCUUAUGGUGGAGGAAAAGCAGUGACAAUAAUAAACUGUUCUAACAUUCAUUGUGACCUGCCACUGUUUUAAUUUGAAAGAGUGAGCAGUUUUGGGAGGGCCCUUGUUACGCCACCAUAAAUGCAUAAGCAUCGAUCUGAACUGAGGUUUUUUUUCAGGUCAUCACAUAGUUAAAUGAAUAUGUGUAUUUUUUUUCCAAGUGUUAAUUUGUUCCUGCUUUCAUAGUUGAAAAAAACCCCAACUACUCUGUCUGUAAUAUUUUGCUUUAUUUGAGAAUUGUUGAGGUUUUAGACAAAAUAAAGAUUACCAUCAUUAACGAGCACAGAGAGACUAUCAAGUUUUUUUAAAAUUAUUCAUUUAUUUUCUUGCGCUAGUUUAAAAAUGUUCUAGGGCUAAGGGAAUCCUUACCAAAAGAAUUAGAAAGCAGGCAAAAUCCCUGUAAAAACCUAGCACAGUUACCUUUUUCUCAUUGAAGGUAUUGAGAAGGUGUGGUGAAAUGGAGAGGGAAGGUCUGGAGAGGAGGAUUUAACUUCAUUGCAAGAGACUGAUUAUUUUUGUAAAGUCUGAUCUUAUGCCUUGUCUCAGGUGGAUCUUGCAGUAGUUUUACUGUGAACUUGAUCCAAGCAUAGAAUUUCAAGAUCUGGUGUUGGAGCUUGAAUUUAUUGAGAUAAGUCAACUCCAGAAGUUAUCUUGGCCCCACUGAAAUAGGUGGUGAAAUUUCCACUGGCAGUCAGCAAGGCAUUGUCUUCAAGAAGGACAGCAUGGAGGAUUUUCAGCUUGGAUUUGGGGUGUUGAUAUGGACUGCACUGCUGAAGUAGUUACACAUCUGUCAGUUAAUCCUAUUCAGUUUUCAGUAGACUUCCCAAACAUUAUAACUGAAAGGAAUAUAAAUGGCUGUUCAGCUAAUUAUUGGCAGUUGGUAGCAGAUACUAACUAGCUCAUCUGAACCAUGCUUGUUUCAAAGUUUGGUUUUUAAACUAGUAUGGACUAGAGUGGCAAUAAAAAGGUAUUAAUUGGGCAUUGGUUUAUAAAUGAACUGAGAAACGUUCAGUUCAUAAAGAAAUUAUGAGCCUGCAGAAUAUUUUUUCAAAAUCUCUAAAAACUAUAUGCUCACAAUGAGAAGUAUGAGGCUUGAGUAUUCUUGAGUAGAAACAAGGUAAAAACCAUCUGCGGGACUGACUGAACAUUUCUUGGAGUAUUAUUUUGCACAAAGAACAUUUGCUAACAGUCUGUACUAUAGCAUACAGUAGUUUGUAAACAUGCUUAAGACCAUCUCAUAUCUUCUGGGCAGGUGAAUGUUUCCUUCCUAAGGAACUGCUGAGAUUCUGCCUCCUGCACCUCUUGUGGGAUGAAACCAGGACCUUUCAAAAUGUUUUGUGAAUAUUGAAAUUCCUGAGGAAUUGUGUAUGUGGUGGAGCAGCUUGGAGGACAGAGCCUGAAACAGGCCAUAGGAUAGUGAUGAGCAUAGUCACUGCCAGAGGAAUGGUCUGAGCCCAGCCUUUAGCCUGGGAGAUCCCAUGGGAUAAGGAAGCAUCCUGACCUUCAGGCUGAGGUUACUCUAGAUUUUCUCCAUGUGGUUUAAAAAAAUCUGUUUCCUGAUAAAAGUCUUGUUAAGAUUUUGAUAUUGUCAAGAGCAGCUGUGGAUGCAGUAGAAAAAAAAUUGUAUUGAAUAAAUCAGAAAUUGUGUGCUGAACAUGUGUAUCUCAGGGAAACCGACUGUAGACAGCCACACAGGGUGUUCACUUGUGUACCUGGUGUGUUGACUGUAGCUGGAUUAGCCAUUCCUGUCAUACAUACUGUUAAUUGAACUGCACAUUUCCUUUUUUCCCCCUAACAUACUAAAAUAUAACUGUAGUUUUUGGACGUUUGGUAAGUUGCCUCAUUUGGCAAACUCAAAUCAGUAUUUUUUAAUGGUGUACUAAAGGGAAAUGUAGGAGUUGGAUAAACAGCCUGUUGUAGGUUGUCUCUGUUUUUUAUUUACCCUUCUGUGUGUGGAGCUGGAUGUGUAAGCACCUCUUAAGUGUUUGUCUGCCAGAUCUUAAAAACCAUGAAGAGGUAUAAUGUUGUGCCUAGCAAUUCCUGAGAGGAAGCACUUUUGUGUUUCUUUUCUUGUUCCUGUUUUUCUGAUUCGUGAAUUGUUUCUAUUUUUUAAAGUAAUUUUUCUUAGAAAGGUUUUUCAUAGUUCUUUUGAAUGUUUAAAAUUACAAAUUUCUUCUCAUACUUUGUUGCAUACAGAUGUCUGGAAUAUUGAUGAUUAAAUUCAGUGCUACAGCUAAUUUCAAGCAUUGCAAAUUUAUCUUAGAAGUACCAUUCAGAUUUAGAUUCUUGGAAUGAAAACUUAUUUUUGAAUAUUAAGAAGGUAGUGCUUGCAUAAUGCACUGUGUUACUAGAUUAGAAUUCCAAAUUUCUUAGUUUUUUAGCUGUAUUUUAGAGCACAGUUCCUGGUAGAUUUUGCAAUAGUGUAGUAACUUUUGAUUACUCUGGAAAAGAAAAUAUUCAUAAGGAGUAAUUCCAUAUUGUAGGAUAUAAGUACGGCAUAGUUAGUUUAUGAGUGAAUAGUAAGUCUUUGUGUUUCACAAAGUGCAUUUUAAAAUGAUUAUUUUUCCUUACUCCUGUUGUCUUGAAAUGACCAUUUUUGGAUAAUUACAACUUCCAAGUGAGGUCUUAAUUUGCAAUUAAUUUUUCAAUAUUUACCUCUUUUCCAUUGAGUACUUGUCAUUGUUCUGCAGCAUAUAAUAUUUUUACAGUAAUGGGAGGGGGAAGUGGAAAUACCUCUUAAUAUAAAUUUUUGUGUUCCAUCCAUGUAAAAAUCAAUUUCUUAAAAACACAGGGCUUGACGUGAUAAAAGCAGUUCUUAAGUUGAUUAUAAGAUAGUCUUGGUUACUUACAAGAAUCUGAAAUUCACUUUGCAAGAUACUAGAUUGCUCAAAAGUAGUAUUGACUUUAAAUUUUAGAAUAAACUAUAUGAUAAUAAGGGUUUGAGUUUACACUCUUUUCUCACACUUCUGUGUUGCAGAGAAUGCAAAUGAGGUCUGGUUGUUCCUGUCUAGGAGUUUCCUUCGCUGAAUCCAAGGCUGCCUGUUGGAUAGGAACCUGAGAGAGAACUGACAGGUUGUCAUGGAUGAUGACGAUGAUGAAUCCUGUCUCCUUGAUCUUAUUGGGGACCCACAAGCGCUGAAUUAUUUUCUACAUGGACCUAGUAGUAAAUCUAGCAAUGAAGACUUGACUAAUGCAGAAUACUCUGUAGCCAACUCAAAUUCAAUUUUCGCCAACUCCAAUAACACUGAUCCUAAGUCGUCUGUAAAAGGUGUAAGUGGUCAGCUUGGAGAGGGGCCUAGUGAUGGACUGCAGCUGUCCAGUAGCCUUCAGUUUCUUGAAGAUGAACUUGUGUCUUCUCCUUUACCUGAUCUUACUGAGGAUCAGCCUUUUGAUAUUCUUCAGAAGUCCUUGCAGGAGGCCAAUAUUACUGAACAGACUUUGGCGGAAGAGGCAUAUUUGGAUGCCAGUGUAGGUUCUAGCCAACAGUUUGCACAAGCUCAGCUUCAUCCUUCUUCAUCAGCAUCCUUUACUCAGGCUUCUAAUGUUUCUAAUUACUCAGGUCAGACGUUGCAACCUAUAGGAGUUACUCAAGUGGUACAGCAACCUGUUGGAGCAUCUUUUGCAAGCAAUACAGUUGGUGUGCAACAUGGCUUUAUGCAACACGUCGGAAUUAGUGUUCCCGGCCAGCAUUUGUCUAAUAGCAGCCAGAUUAGUGGUUCUGGGCAGAUACAGCUGAUUGGUUCAUUUAGUAAUCAACCUUCCAUGAUGACCAUCAAUAACCUCGAUGGAUCUCAGAUAAUACUGAAAGGCAAUGGUCAGCAAACACCUGCGAACAUGAGCAGUGGCCUCUUGGUUCAUAGACAAACUCCAAAUGGGAACUCGCUGUUCAGUAACUCAAAUUCAAGUCCCGUAGCACAACCUGUAACUGUUCCAUUUAACAGCACAAAUUUUCAGACUUCAUUGCCUGUCCAUAAUAUCAUCAUUCAAAGGGGUUUGGCGCCAAACUCUAACAAAGUUCCUAUUAAUAUCCAACCAAAGCCUAUUCAGAUGGGUCAGCAGACUGCUUACAAUGUGAAUAACUUGGGAAUACAGCAACAUCAUGUACAGCAAGGGAUUCCAUUUGCUUCUGCAAACUCACCUCAAAGUUCAGUAGUUGGUCCUCAUAUGUCUGUUAAUAUUGUUAAUCAACAACAAAAUACAAGAAAAUCAGUUACACCUCAGACAGCUAGCAAUGCUGGAGGUAGUAUUGUUAUCCAUUCUCCUAUGGGACAGCCUCACGCACCUCAAAACCAGUUUCUCAUACCUACAAGUUUGUCUGUUAAUUCUAAUUCAGUUCAUCAUGUCCAGGCCAUAAAUGGACAACUUCUUCAGACUCAGCCUUCCCAGCUGGUUCCUGGCCAAGUGUCUGCUGAGCACGUAAUGCUCAACAGGAACUCUACAAACAUGCUAAGAGCCAACCAGUCGUAUUCAGGACAGAUGCUGAAUAAUCAGAACACAGCUGUUCAGCUUGUUUCAGGCCAGACAUUCACAGCUCCUGGAAACCAAGUUAUAGUAAAUCAUGGAACAUCGCAAAUUGUUGGUGGACAAGUGCCACUGCAGCAGGCUUCGCCAACGGUGUUGCAUUUGUCACCCAGCCAAGCUAACGUUUCCCAAGGCAGAUCGAGUUUUACCACCAUGUCACCUGGGCAGUCCACAGCCUCAAGUAUGUCAGCUUCUAGUCGAUUUGCUGCUGCAAGUUCUUCUGGUUCAGUGCACCCCAGCCUGGGAGCAUCGGUUCAGUCUGUCGCGUCGGGAGGGAACUUCACAGGAGAUCAGCUGGGCCAGAGCAGAGCUCAAGUUGCUGUCAGUGCAUCGCAUCGUCUUCCAGCAUCCUCCUCCAAGUCUGUCAGCACCUUUAGUCACACGUCUGUGGGAGUAACACAACAACAGUUUGCCUUUGGUCAGAAAAAGGCUGUGAACCAGACAUCACCAGUUUCUGCAUCGAAGACACAGGACAAUUUGAGACAGCCUCAGCUAACAAAUCUUCUGAGCAACACACUAUCAGGACAGGACUCUGGAGGAAAAAUCAUACAACAAUCUCUAGGAACAGCACAGCCACAAGAAAAAGUGAUAGGAUCAUCAUCAGUUCAGCAGAGUAUACAGGUUGAUGGUCAUUUAGUUGGACAGAAAAGGCCUGCUGCUAAGCAGUUAACUAAAGGAGCUUUUAUUCUGCAGCAAUUACAGAAGGAUCAGGUACAUGCUGUGACACCAGAUAAAAGUCGGUUCAGAUCAUUAAAUGAUGCAGUUCAGAGACUCCUUUCUUACCAUGUGUGCCAGGGAUCACUGCCAACAGAAGAAGAUUUAAGAAAAGUGGACAGUGAAUUUGAAUCUGUAGCUACACAACUUCUGAAGAGGACACAGGCUAUGCUGAACAAAUACAGAUGUUUGCUUAUAGAAGAUGCAAUGCGGAUAAAUCCCUCUGCAGAAAUGGUUAUGAUUGAUAGGAUGUUUAACCAGGAGGAAAGAGCAUCUCUGACCCGGGAAAAGCGUCUUGCACUUGUGGAUCCUGAUGGUUAUCAGGCCGAUUUUUGUUGUUCUGCCAAACAAUUUGAGAAAACAGCUGAAGAAGCACAGUCCAGCAAAAGUGACCAUCAGUCUAGCAAAACAUUAUCUUCUCGAAGUCAGCCUACCAAAACCCAAGCCAGAGACCGACCAAAAUCCAGCUCAGCAGAGUCCACAAACCACAGUAAACUUCCUAUAGUGCCUAACAACAUUCUGACACAAGAAGGAAAAGCUUCUACUAAAAAAUCCGAGAGCCUCACUAAAGCUUUAAAGUUUGAAAAAGCUAAUUGUUCUUCUGAGAGCCAAUACGUGGCCCUUUCUGAAGAAAGGAUGAGUGGGAAAGAUCUUGCCAAGUCCACUGAGAAUUCUUCGAGUUCUGAAGACUUGUCAAAAAUAGUGUCAAGAGGCAGUCAUGGAACACACAAUAAAAUAUCAAGGAAUGCAGUUCAGUCUUUCUCAAAGGUAACGUGUAAUAAUUCACUUCAAGACAAAACUCUGAGGAGCUCUCCAAAGAAUGAGGUUUUGCAUCCUGAUAACAGGAAAAGCUCUGGUGAACCCCAGGAAGACUUACUGCUCAGUAAGAGUUUAGAAACUACAUUUAAAAACAUCUUGGAACUUAAAAAAGCUGGGAGGCAGCCACAAAAUGAGGCGGCAAGUAGUGGCUCGGUUGAAUUAGAGUUCCCUAAUUUUUCACCUAUCGCUUCACAAGAGAACUGCCUGGAAAAAUUUAUUCCAGACCACAGUGAAAGUGUUGUAGAAACUGACUCUAUUUUAGAAGCAGCUGUAAAUAGUAUCUUAGAGUGUUAAUAGUUACAGUACCAUGGACAAGUUAUGUUUCUCUUAGCAGAAGCAAAUGUGAAUGACACCACAAGUACAGCCUGACAUGCAUUUAAGGUUAACCUUUCUAAACUAGAUUCUGUUCUGUGUUUGAGAGCAAUACUCAUUGUGGUUACAGUGAGAUAUCCAAGUAAAGUUAAUCCUUGUUAGAAUGCAGUCUGUUAGGGCCUUACUGUUUCAAGUAUUAUUAUGAUAGUGCUUUUGAUUAUUGAGCAGUACUGCAACGUAACAGGGUUGCAGGUUGUUAGGCCCUAUAUAAUACGGUAAUAUACUGACAAUCACAGUCAUUUGAAAGGAUAUAUUUAUUAAGAAAAUGUUUUUAAAGAGUGAUGGAAGCAACAAUUCUCCCCUACCCUUCUCUUCCACAAAUCAUCAAAUUUUUAGUUUUUCUGGAAAACCCACUGUACCUCUAUUCAGAAGUGAUUAUUUGCUUUGUUAAUGAAUCUGUAUUCUAGGAUUCUUAAGUUGGAAGGAAAUCAUCAGUAUGUUUACAAGGCUUCAUAAUUUAAACUUUAAGUGCUUUUCUAUUGCUUUCUGAGCAGAAACUAGUACUUGAUAUAUUUGUAGUGGGUAACUUUAGUCUGUGGGAUGAUAUUAUAUGAUCUUAGUCACAGUGGCAUGAUAUGAAGUAAUAAAUGCUUGACUAAGGAAGGUAGAACGGAAGCCAGUAAAUAGCAAAGUGUACAGGAUGAGGCCAUGAUAGAGCCAUGAAUUUAUAUAUAUAAUACAUAUAUAUGUUAUCUCUUGAGGAAAAGAUUUUGCAUUUUAUAAUUGGAUGUAGUCAGCCUUGAGUCUUUCUGAAGUGGUAUAAAUGUUUUUUUUCAUUUGUUGGUUUUUUUUUUUAGACCAAGUGUCAAAAGCACUUUGAUUUGAAAACUGUAUUUGUAGCUUAUAUUUUAAGAGGAUGUUAGCCUUACUCUGAGUAAACUUAAAGGCCAGUGUUUAUUUUUGAUUUUUUUUUGCUUUUUUGCUGUCAGAGAAUGUUAAAUCAUCCACCGUAGCAGUCAUUAUUGUCAAGAUAUGUACAGACCAAAGUUGAUCAGCAAUCCCAUUGUUUAAACAUAUCAAAAAAUGUGUAAUUAUUAAUUCAUAUUGUAAAGCCAAGUGAAACCAUUGCAUGGUUUGCAUUUGGCUUGCUGUCAUGUUGUUAAGAUAGAGUCUUAUUAUUUUAUUUAUUUAUUUUAAUCUAUGACUUUUUUUUGCUACCCAUGCUGCUUUGUUCUAGUUUACUUUGGUCAUGAGUGCUUUUGUGCACAUAAGCGCGCUGACGUUGGUCACGUGUGUGUAGUACAUAUGUCUGCUCAGGAGGAUACAGCUUUUGUGGUUUCUAAGGUAUGCUCAUGUUCUCCCCGAGAACUUCUCCACCAUUUCUCAGAAACAUUACCGGCCCUUUUCCAGACUUGCUGAUUAUGAUUUUCACGAUGUAAGAGGCUCAUUGUGACAAGCUGUGGUUGUCUGUCAGAUUGCCAGAAGAGAAACUAAAAGGUUUUGCUGGUGUGUAAUUCAGUCCAUCUGAAUGGCAUGGAAGGUAGCAGAAUUAGAUCCUUGGGAUAGUAGAACAUUACAGUGCAACUCAGUACUGAGCUGCAGACCACUGUCUGACCACUAAAGGAAACCAAAUCUAGAAAGCAAUGAGAGAGAGAUGAACUUCCUUAAAAUUCAUUUCCCCUUCAACAUGAAUGGAAGUACUGGUUUUAUAUGUUACUAAUUGCCAUUUAAAAAAAAUGUGCCAAUUUUACAGUACAUGUUUGUAAAAACCCAACAUUCCCAAGUGUUGUAUGUAAUAUUAAUAAGUAUUGCCAGUUUUAAAUUUUUGGUUGGGUGUCCACAGAGUAGACUCUCAGGCAGUUAGUUGUUUUCUUAUUGGCAAAACUGACAAGAUAGUCUUCACCUAUUGCCUUUUUAGAUUUAAUAAUAUUCUCCUGGCUGUGUAUUCUGAUGCAUAUUUUAUCAUUUUGGAAAUUUAAUUAAUUUAUCAUUCUGAACUAUUUAGGAAGGGGAGCAGUAAGUUACACAGCUGUAUGUUAACUAGUUAAAUUUUUCUUUUGAGGAGAAAAAAGUGAAGUUGCACAUUCAUCAGUCCCCUUGCUUGUUGUACCACCUUGAAAUGGGUAUGGGGUUUCCAGCCUCUCUACAGCAAAUCCAUAACUGAAGUAUCAGGUUGUGUGUCUUCUAUUGGGUCUCAUUGGGAAGGGGGGACAAUGGCAUAUAAAAAAUGACAAAUUGCAAAAAGUAAUCGUGAUUGAUUUGGUCAGACACAUUUCUCUGAACUGCCGAUGAGAGGAACCCCUUGAACAAUCCUAGUAAGAUUGAUCUUAGAUUGUUAAUGUUCUGUUGUUCACUCCUUUGAAUUCAAUUCUAAAGGAAUUCUGGUACGUGGUGAAGCAGUAAAUGAAAUAAUUGUAUUUUUGUGGUGCUUAAAAAAAGUUUAUUAAUCAUAUGGGCUCAAGUCCAGCAAAGUAUUGUGAAUAUGCGUGACUUUAAACAUGUUUUCAUUAUUUUGCUGGAUCAGCAUUGUGAUUUCAAUGUUAUUUAAUACUGCCUAAUAUUAAAACAAAUUUUAAACUGGCAAUUAAGAAAACUAUGUUCAUUUUGAAGAUUUUGGUAUAAUUUAUCUGUUAGAGUAGGGAGGCCUUACAGACUGACUUCACUUAAAGAGGAUGUGUCACUUAUUGUCAGCGUGGUAUGGACUUUAUUUGCUUAAAUACCUUCAUUUGUAAAGUAUGUCUCACUUGAAAUUGCUUUGUAUACAUUUUGUAAAAAUAUUUAUAAAAUGUUUUGUAAAAAAAAAAGUAUAACAAAUUGCAGUUUAUUUUGUUAUGUUGGAUAAAUACUGUUAAAAGACACAAGUCAGUAAAUAUAUUGUUAAUCCAUGGAUAGGAAAUGUUUAGUUGGAGAUUACAAAUUGAAACAACCAUUGCAAUACAGCCAAAGAUUUGGGAAAAAA